Grammomys surdaster is the source of this 1398-nucleotide messenger RNA. It is a transcript of the gene Hsd17b14, whose product is annotated as hydroxysteroid 17-beta dehydrogenase 14. The transcript has 8 exons. Gene Ontology annotation, molecular function: estradiol 17-beta-dehydrogenase [NAD(P)+] activity. Gene Ontology annotation, biological process: steroid catabolic process. The record is from RefSeq and is a predicted model, not a curated record. Bases 9 to 806 code for a protein of 265 amino acids. NCBI's taxonomy places the organism in Eukaryota, Metazoa, Chordata, Mammalia, Rodentia, Muridae. Gene Ontology annotation, cellular component: cytosol.
AGAGGCAGAUGCUUUGGGUGGCCACAAGAGGGCAGCAGAGGCAAUGCAGGGCCGGUAACAUCGUUCUCUUUCUCUUGACAGUGGACAGUGGGGCUCAAGUGGUUUUCUGUGACAAGGAUGAGGCUGGGGGCCGGGCUCUGGAGCAGGAACUCUCAGGCACUGUCUUCAUCCCCGGUGAUGUGACACAGGAAGGAGAUUUGCAGACUCUGAUUUCUGAGACCCUCUCUCGAUUUGGCCACCUGGAUUGUGUGGUGAAUAAUGCCGGCUACCACCCACCUGCACAGUUGCCCGAGGAGACCUCUGCCCAGGGCUUCCGCCAGCUGCUGGAGGUGAACCUCCUGGGGACAUACACAUUGAUCAAGCUUGCCCUCCCCCACCUGCGGAAGAGCAGAGGAAAUAUCAUCAACAUCUCCAGCCUGGUAGGGACCAUCGGCCAGUCCCAGGCAGUUACCUAUGUGGCCACCAAGGGUGCAGUGACUGCCAUGACCAAAGCUUUGGCCUUAGAUGAGAGCCCAUACGGUGUCCGAGUCAACUGCAUCUCCCCAGGAAACAUCUGGACUCCACUGUGGAGAGAGCUGGCAGCCUCAACUUCAGACCCCAGGACCACCAUUCUAGAAGGCACCUUGGCCCAGCCCCUGGGCCGCAUGGGCCAGCCAGGCGAGGUGGCGGCUGCAGCCGUUUUCCUGGCCUCUGAAGCCACCUUCUGUACAGGGCUUGAGCUUCUUGUGACCGGGGGUGCAGAACUGGGGUAUGGACGCAAGGCUAGCAGAAGCAGCUUCGUGGAAGUCCCCAUUCUCCCACCCUAAUUUACACUAACUUAUGUCCUACCCAUCUGUCUCUGCCUUCCUUCCUUCCUUUUUUGGAGUACUGGAGAUUAAACCUAGGACCUCUUGUGUGUUAGGCUGAGGCUCUACCACUGAGUCACAUCCCAGUGCCUCAAUGGAGGAUUCUAGGCAGGGGCUCUACCACUUAACUCUCAGGUCCCAAAGAAACUCAGGAUAAGCCAGCUGCUGCUAGCCAGCCAGGCCCUCUCAGUACCUGCAGCUUCUCUCAGCUUUCCUUGCCCCUGCUCCUCACCCCUCUAGCCCAGGGACUUAGAGCUCCUUUCCCCGACUUCUGACUCGUAUAAUCACCUGCCGUUUCGGACAUGUGCAGCCAUUUUGGACAUGUGCAGCUGUUUUGGGCAUGUGCAGCCGUUUUGGACAUGUGCAGCUGUUUUGGGCAUGUGCAACCGUCUUAGUCCUUGGCUCCUCUCUUGGUCCACUUGUCCUCUUCUUUCUCUCUCUUCUUUUAUUUUCUCCCCCCUCCAUCCCUCAUGGACCAGUUUAGUCUGGACUCUUCCAGAUGCCUUUGGCUCUACUCUCCCUUAUAGCUGCAAUAAAAACUGUCUCUCCAGGA